AGAUUUCAAUAUUUGGCUUCUCUUCACACAUGUGAUUAUUGGUACCCUGUUGUUGUUCUGACCGUGAUAUCGGAAACGAGCAAUGCCAUACGCAAAUCAGCCAUCAGUUCGUCUUUCAGAGCUUUCUGACGACAACGUCAAGUUUUCAGUCGAAGAUACAGACCUCAGUGUUGCCAAUGCAUUGAGACGUGUGUUCAUUGCUGAAGUAGCUACUAUUGCUAUUGAUUGGAUUCAGAUAGAAGCCAAUUCCUCUGUACUACACGAUGAGUUUAUAUCACACAGAGUGGGUCUUAUUCCACUUACAAGUGAUGAAGUUGUUGACAGAAUGCAAUACUCCAGAGAUUGUACCUGUGAUGAAUUCUGUCCUGAAUGUUCAGUUGAUUUCAUGUUAGAUGUCAAAUGCACAGAUGAUCAAACAAGGCAUGUAACAAGUCGUGAUCUAAUGACAAGUAAUCCAAGAGUGGUUCCGGUGACGUCACGACAUAGAGAUGAUGAAGCUGGAGACUAUGGAGAUAAUGACGAUAUACUUAUUGUGAAACUAAGAAAAGGCCAGGAACUGAAGUUAAAAGCAUAUGGCAGGAAAGGUUUUGCAAAGGAACAUGCCAAGUGGAAUCCUACAGCGGGUGUAUCAUUUGAGUACGAUCCUGACAAUACAUUUCGUCAUACAGUGUAUCCGAAGCCAGAGGAAUGGCCAAAGAGUGAAUACAGUGAAUUAGAUGAUGAUCAGUACCAAGCACCGUAUGAUGCUAUGGGGAAACCAAACAAGUUUUAUUUGAAUGUGGAAUCCUGUGGUGCACUAAGACCAGAAAACAUUGUUCUCUCUGGUUUGGCUGUUCUCAAGAAAAAGUUGAGUGAUCUCCAAACACAGCACAGUCAUGAGAUGCAAAGUGAUGUUCUUACCAUUACAUAAAACUCCAGUGUGAAAAUGUUUGUCCAGGAAUGUGAACUAUUGUCUAAAUUAUGCAUUAAUUAAUUGUGCAGAUUUUGUGCAGUGUUUAUCAACUUUACUCUACCAUGAAUGAUUGGUGUAAUCAAUGUGACAUCUUAAAGGAUGCUGCACUGACUUUAAAUUCAGAAACCAAGAUGGCGUUUGGUGUGUACAGCCAAUACUGGUACCAAGACCAAUAACCAAAGCAGUGUACAUUCACAGAUCAAUCAGCCUGCAAAGCAAUACCAAUAUAGUAUUUGUUCUAUUAGUAGUUUAUAAAUAGAAGAAUAAUUUAUUUGACACAAAAUGAAAUACAUGUCAUAUAACAUCUAAGAUCAAUUACAUAAACAACGAAAGAAAACAAAAAAAUGUACAAUACACAGAAAGAUUAAUUACAUAAAUGACAGAGGUAUGUCUAUGACAGCAAGUCAUAUUUUAACAAUCCCAUAUACAAUACAUAUGCUUGCAAUAGAGCAAAUAAAGUAAUGUGGAUUUUCAGUUAAAUUCAUUCAAAAAAAGAAUGUCAAGUUGAUACAUUGUGCACAAUGAUUUGUCUCAGGGUUUUUUUAUUAAAGGAAUUUUACAAUUCUAAAUAAACACUGAACACAAAGUAAUAUCAAUGAUAAACAACAGUUAGCAAGGCAGUUGGUGGACUUGGCAUUUUCACUUCAGUUUCACUGCACAAGCUUUAGUGUGGUAUAUCAAAUGCAUUAAUUUUUGACUAGGUUACCUAAAAGUAAAAUCUGCUGAAUUAAAUCUCAUGAACAUGUAAAAUAAUAAUAGAACUUAUUAAAAUGUUGUUCAACAAUUUUUUUAGAUUUUGCACACCAUGGAAUGCACAAUUUGUGAAAAGUGGUGCAUCUUCAAACCAUUGUACUCUUUGAUGGCAAUGCAUUACUGUGGCAUAAAUUAGUGUAAGGGACACUAUUCACAGCAGAUUGUAGAGACAUUGUAAAUGUUGAAUUACUAAAUCAAACACAGUUGUUAUUUUUGAUCUACAUUACUGUACAUUUUUUUCAAUAUCAUUUUGAUGUCUCAGAGAACUUUGCUGGAGGGGUGUGUCUUUCUUUAUGUUAUUGGUAAUCACAAAUGUUUGUCCUUGAGUUGAAGUAUUUUUUGUUUCAAUGCAUCGACAUGUGGUUGAUAGUAAUCUCUAACUUGUUGAACACUCAGUUCUUUGAUUUCUUGCAUUGUGUACUGUGACAAAGGGAAAUAAAACACUUGUGUGAUUGUCUUUGUAUUGGAGAAGUUCUAUUAACAAUGAAUGGAAUACAGAAGUGACCCAAAUAAAUUUUCUAUUUGUAUAUAGUAAAUAUUUAUCUGUGUACUCACUGUAAUUAAACUAGCCUGCCUU
Saccoglossus kowalevskii is the source of this 2282-nucleotide messenger RNA. RefSeq names its product DNA-directed RNA polymerase II subunit RPB3-like. Gene Ontology annotation, cellular component: RNA polymerase II, core complex. Gene Ontology annotation, molecular function: protein dimerization activity. The record is from RefSeq and is a predicted model, not a curated record. NCBI's taxonomy places the organism in Eukaryota, Metazoa, Hemichordata, Enteropneusta, Harrimaniidae. Gene Ontology annotation, biological process: transcription by RNA polymerase II.